AUGGUUAGGAGCAAACGUGGUCGGAAUAUUGAGGAUCGGCUGAAAAUGUGGCAAGCAGAUCCAAUUUUUGAAGUAUUGUUGCGGUCGAAGCCCGAUGCCAUGCAACGAGUUCAUCCCAUCGCUGGGGACUGCAGCGAGCCAGAUUUGGGAAUUAGUGAGCAGGAUAAAAGGAUCCUGACUUCAGAGGUACAGGUAGUAAUCCAUGGAGCAGCCACUGUGCGAUUUUCAGAGCCCCUUCAUGUCGCCCUGGCAAUAAAUACUCGUGCCACCCGGUUGAUGCUCCAACUGGCCAAGGAAAUGAAGAAGCUGGUUGCAUAUUUGCAUGUUUCCACUGCCUACUCCAACAGCGUGUUGUUCCGCAUCGAAGAGAAGUUUUACCCGGAGCUGUUGACCUGUGGGUCGGAGAAGGUCCUGGCUUUGAGUGAGCUGGUCAGCGACCAAGUACUGGACGGCAUGGAGCCCGCUCUAAGGGGCGACUUUCCCAAUACCUAUACCUACACCAAAGCCUUGGCAGAAGAUGUCAUCCUCAAAGAAGCUGGUAGCCUACCGGUCAGCAUAUUUCGACCUUCCUUUAUUAUUCCCACCUACAAAGAGCCAUUAGUUGGAUGGAUAGACAACCUUUAUGGACCAAUUGGGAUGAUGUACGGAAUCGCCUUUGGCGUUCUUCGAGUGGUGAGCUUCAAAGAAAAUGCGCUCAGUAGCAUGGUGCCGGUGGACUACGCAGCCAAUGUAGCACUUGCCACCGUUUGUAAAGCUUCAAUGGACAAGCAAAUAACGCUAAGAAAUUCCAUCGAUGUUCCACCUAAGAUUUACGCAUUUGGAUCCAGCAAGAACAUACUCAGGGACCAGUUGUCGUCAGAAGAAAAAACCAUCUACGAAUUUGACAUGGAGAGUCUGAACUGGAAGGAUUAUUGGAGCCAAGCUCUAAAUGGUAUGAGAGUCUACCUAGGAAAAGAACCCAAUACCAUGGAGUCUAUAACUCAAGCCCAGCGACUACUAUGGAAGUGA
This is a messenger RNA of Drosophila bipectinata, 1008 nucleotides long. NCBI's taxonomy places the organism in Eukaryota, Metazoa, Arthropoda, Insecta, Diptera, Drosophilidae. The record is from RefSeq and is a predicted model, not a curated record.